Messenger RNA from Penaeus monodon (black tiger shrimp), 1166 nucleotides. RefSeq lists its product as uncharacterized. Lineage: Eukaryota; Metazoa; Arthropoda; Malacostraca; Decapoda; Penaeidae. Gene Ontology annotation, molecular function: cytokine activity. The transcript has a single exon. The coding region runs from base 1 to 633 and encodes 210 amino acids. Gene Ontology annotation, cellular component: extracellular region. The record is from RefSeq and is a predicted model, not a curated record.
AUGGCCACACGCGGCUCGCAUUCGCUCUUAUGGCGCGCCCUCGCCGCUUUGCUGCUGGCGGCCGAGCUGAGUGCAGCGUCAUUCAGUCUCACGCCGCACGCUGACUACAGGAGGAAGUUAUCGUGGGCGCAAGCGAGGAGGUUUAUCAAGGAGACGCAGGAGCAGCUCAGCGCCGACCUCCUACACCAGAUGGAGGAGGCGACGCGGGCAGAGUACAGGGAGGUGCCACACCCGAUCGCACACACGUCGCAGCUUCUCCACGAGGGCAUCGACUGCUCGACGAUAACCUCGGACCUCCACCCGAACAACCUCAAGGGCGACGUGCAGCUCCGACCCGCCUGGAUCCUCGACUCGCGCUUCAUCGGCGCCUGCCCGACGCGCUUCGUGAGUCGCGAGCUCCCGCCUAAGUACUUCCCGCCGGUGGUCCUGGAGGCGCAGUGUGUAUGCGGCGGCUCACACUGCUCGCAGGAGGGCCACCAGUGCGAGCCCGUGUCGCGGCAGGUGCCCGUCUGGGUGCGCCGCGGCCCCUCCUUCCACGUGCUGGACGUCAUGGAGGUGACGGUGGCGUGCAUCUGCGCGCGGAGACGCAGCUACCGGGCCAACAACCUCAUCAUGGCGGCCAUCCAGAAUUAAGGAGGCGGCUGCGCCUCGCGACGGUGUUGGUCAUUUGCACAGGGAGGGUUCGGGCGAAGGCGGCACGGCGGGCGUUGGGCGAGGGAUCGCCUCCCGGCUGAGGCUUCGCACUUGUCGGCGUGAAAAAGGGUGCGCGUGUUGUGAGGCGACAGCGAUCUUGACGCUGAAGGAAAAAAGUCUUAGACGGCUCGUGCCAAAGUCACGGCGUCAUGCAAAACCGCUGACCGCUGCUGUGAAAUCCGAGUUUAUUGGUUUAGUCGGCACGAAUCAUGUGUCGGUAUUCCAUGAAUUACAUGACAUCGGGCUGUGGCGAGUCCAUUAACUGUUCAUAUCCAAAAUAAUUUUGGAAAUAUACUACACUUUCAAUUAUUUAUGAUAAUCAAUGCUGGUCAUUUUAAUGGCGUAUAUUCCAGAGUGUUUUAUAGUAUACCAUUUCUUAAUUUUCAGUAAACUGUUUAACACUUAAAAGGUGGCAAUGAGAUGCCUUCUGCUUCUUAAGAGAUUAGCUAAUAAACUAUAAGUAUUUGCAUUUG